AUGGCCGAGUUGAUUCGAUCCAGACAGAAGCGUGCGGACAGGAUGGUUCGGAGCCGCUGGGUGCGAGACAGCACAUCACCUGCUGGCACCAAGUGCCUAAGCAUUGUGCACAUGAGUGACACCCAUGCAAACUUUUAUGAUGUGCCCGAUGCUGACAUCCUGAUUCACAGUGGAGACUUUACCAAUCAUGGUAUCCACCAUGGUAUGGAGGAGGUCAAUAGCUUCGUGGCUUAUUUCAAAGCUUUGCCCCACAAGUACAAGGUGCUGGUGCCAGGCAACCAUGAGCUGGGCUUGGACAAGCUCGCUGUGGAGGACUUGCGACGCAUGCUUGGGUGCAAACCAGGCAGCAACAUGUUCCUAUUGGUGGAUGAGGCUGUGACCAUCGAGGGCAUCAAAUUCUACGGCUCUCCCUGGACGCAAUGCACCAUGGCCUGGCCCGCGACGACGUCAGCACAGCGCGCGGAGCGCUGGCAGCACAUCCCAAAGGACACAGAUAUCCUGGUCACCCACAUGCCGCCCUACCAGAUCUUUGACUUAGCCUGGCAACCAGAUGGCAAGUUCUACCAUUGGGGCUGCCAAGCGCUCCUGGAGCGGGUGGCGCAGAUUGCUCCAGCCAUGCACUGCUUUGGUCACGUCCAUGAUGAAGUUGGCGUAAAGCCCCUGUCCUUCGAGGGCACUGAGGUGAUGUUUUCCAACGCGGCUAUGGACCUGAAGCACACAGUGAAUGUGUUUGAAUUCGAAGUACCCGUUGAGCUUUCAUCGGAAGCUCAUGCCCCCACCGGGAUCACGACAGAGUUUUCUACUUCGGCAUCGCCUGUUGGAUACUUGCAAGUGGAAGGUCUUGACUUGGUGCUGGAUUUGGAUGCUGCCGAUCCUCAGCAAGAGAUGGUGUUUUUGUGGAAGAAGUUGCCAGGACAUCGCCCAAAUCAACUGUGGCAGUUACAACAGAUGGGGCCUGAAAGGUAUACCUUGCGGUCACUGUGCAAUGGUCAGAUGUUGCGGCAUCUGGGCAAUGGCAUCAAAGUGAGCAGCAAUGAAUUUGCUGAGCAAAUCACUUGGGCCACCGACGGCUUGUUGAUGUCUGGCGGUACUGGCUGUACCGUGCUGCCACCCAAGACCUUGAGGAGUGGUCAAGCCCUCGGCAUCGCUCCGAUUGACUUGAGGGAAGCCUUGAAAUUCACGUUCGUGCCAGUUGAGGGCUGA
Cladocopium goreaui is the source of this 1203-nucleotide messenger RNA. NCBI's taxonomy places the organism in Eukaryota, Dinophyceae, Suessiales, Symbiodiniaceae. The record is from the annotation of a GenBank genome assembly.